UACAACGGCCGGAACGCACAAGGCUGUAUUGUUUAUUUCGCUUACAGCCCACUUGUUACUAGGAUCUUUGACUAGGAAAUCUUAAACGUUCCACCAAUCCCGUACGUGCGAAUAGAAACGUUCGACAAGUUUAGCCAUCUUGCAGUAGGUUAAGUGCAGAGGAGUGAAAUUGGUUGGCGAACGGUGACAAGCUUCUAUCAUCGACGAGAAAAAAGAUAAUAUUCUUGCGAAGGAAGAUGUCGGAUUACAAGGAAAUAAUUCGUAACCCGAAAACCCUGAACUGGUUUAAGACGGCUAUGGGUAUGAACAUCACACGUGAAGGUCUGCUCGCCAUUGUUCAGGAAAUCACUCGAGCGUGUUAUGCUGACAUUCGAAAAGUGAUCCAGAGAAAACACGGCGUUUCAACGUAUGUUGUUUGUAAUCAGUGUCACACUCCAAAUGUCUUGCCGUGCGACCUUACGAACAAGACCUGCAAUAGACAAGGUUUGAAAUGCGCAUUUCACGAAAUUCACAAGCCACUUAAUUGUCGAAAUAACAACUUAUGCAAUGAAAUUUGUAAACAAAUUGUAGAACAACACCGAUUUCGAAACAAACUAAAAUUGCAAAGCUUUCUUGGCCCUACCUGGAUAUUCACGGAUGCUUCUAAAUGGUGCACAGAUCCGUGGCAGAUUGCAAAGUGCUUUCUGUCAAAAGAUGGGUCAAAGGACGUCAACAAUGCAGACGAUACCGACUUCAAUGGAAUCAUAAAUGUUAUUAUCAACUGUGAAUACUUUCAAAGAUACUUCAAGGACGACCUGACGCAACAAGUGAAUGUGUGCACUAAGUGUAAACAGCUGUCCCUCCUCUUUCAAAGCAUCACCAUCUUACAGGAGUGCUGUUGUACACCAUUGUGAUAUCUAUAUGGACACCUUUGAUGAAGAAAAAUACAACAUUUUCAAAGGUGUCCACAUUGAUGACCACAGUGUGUUGCUGCAUCAGCAUAUCUGCCUUGGUGGUGAAGAUGAGGUACCGUUUUGUUAAAUAAAACAUGAAUUUAAUGAUUAUUGACGGAAAACAAGUAAGUAAGAAGUUCUCUUCAUAUCUCUAGAACAUUACGUUUUACCAUAAAAUUCCUAUUUAACCAUAAACAAGCCCAAACCUCCUAUAUUUUGAUGCAAAAAAUCCUAUAUUUUUCCUAUAUUUUCACCUUAAGUCAGUUGACGGCCUGUGUAGUGUAGUGUAGUGUAGUGUAGUGUAGAAUAGUAUAAUAUACUGUAGUAUAGUACGGUAGUAAACAUAAUUUCUUAACUAACUCACAAUCUAGGCUAGAGAUGUGGGGCGUGCUGUACGUCAUUCCUCCACGAUGUCCAUGACCAGCCAGGACAGUGACAUAGCCGUUGUUGCAGAGUCUGAAACACGUCGAUCAUCAAACUGCGUCACUUACGACAGUGGACAAGUUAAUUAAGCUCAAGAAUGGGACUUAAGAUAUUACAGACGAAGAUACCGCUACGACCUUUGAACAUUUCAAAGACAAUUUGACAGAAGAAAUUAGAGACGUUCUUGAAAAUGAUAAGGUCUCACUUGUCAAAAAAAUGGAAGAUGCUUUAAAGAAUAUAGGAAACGAAAUCACAGAAGCAAUCAUCAAAGCUGGUUACGGCCAACUUGCAUCGAUAAAAAGAAAAGGAGAUGAAGUGCUGAAUGAGUUGGACAAUGCAGCAACAGCUGUAAAAGCAAUAAUUACGAACAAAACGGCGAACACAGACAAAUGUGAGCACCAAGGACUGACUGGUGAAGAGACUACAUCACCCAUGAACAGUAAAUUAUCGAAGAUACAGGCGUGGUUAAUAGAUGAGUACCAGACCAUGGGCGUCGCACCGGUUUCGAUGUUGCAUACUGAUAUUGAUGUACCUUUAGAACGUAUAUACGUAGCCCCGUCCAUCAGGGAGCUAAAGAGAGGCCAGAAAAACAGAAAUAGUGGGCAUGACCUGUUCCACACGUCACUGACAGGAACAGAUGUGAGCAGCUACAAUGAGUUACUGUGUCGUGAGGGGAAGCCGGUAAACACAAUUUAUAUCUAAGGUGAUCCAGGUUGUGGAAAAACAACGUUUUCAAUAAAGUUCGUUCUUGUUUGGUGUAAAGCCCAUUCAAAAAAGGUUGCUUCUAAAGAAGACAAGAGCAGAGAAACAACCAGCGAGGAAACAUCAAAUCAAACAGCAUUCAGCGAUCUUGACACUUUGAGAAACUACACAUUUCUGUUCUUUGUGUCAUUGCGGGAUUACAGCGGAACCAUGUGUAACGUCAGCGAAAUGAUAGAGGAUGCUAUAAAAAGCAAUAAACUAAGUUGGGAUGACGGUGUCUGGGAACAUAACUGUAUUGUUCUGACCGAUGCCGCUGACGAAUGGUAUCACCCCGAAAUAUCUUCCCUUCCGCCAUAUUUCUCUGUGUGCAAGUGCCGUAAAGACCGAAGUAUGCCACAGUAUUUAAAGCGAACAAACAUUACCAGCAUCAUAACCGCACGUCCAUGGAAACUUGCCGAGCUCACAAUUAGCGAUACUUUAACGCGUCUUUUUGACAUAACUGGCGUUUUGAACUACCAAACGUUGGCGGAAAAUGUGUUCCGUGUUUUAGCCGAGAUAGACUGUGUAUCGGAAAAAGAUCGACAAGUCAUAUCGACUGACUUUUUUAACAAAACGGCCAUCCAAAAUAUAGAAAAUCUCAUGGUUAUACCAGCUAUGUGUGUGCAAUUUGUGCAUCAGUUUUACGUUGGACGUUUAACGGGAGGUUCACAAUGUGCUAUAUAUAGCAAUAUGCUAGAUAUGCAUAUAGUCAGGGGAUUGCAAAAACUUCAUAUAAAAGAAUUGUGUACAGAAGAAAUCGUUUGUAAGGAUGUACCAGAUAUAUUGAGAACAGAAACAACCGAGCAUCUCCAGGGUAAUAUGUCGCUGGUUUGUUCCGCAAGUAAGCUUGCAUUUACAAUGCUGACAGACACUUGCAAACAAUCAUCGCUUGUAAUUCCAGAAAACAAAAUCAAGAAGCACAUUACGGAAACAGAACUGGAUUACUUACUUCAAACAGGGAUUAUUACAAAGAAAAAGUAUUUGGCACUUUGCCCACGAACGAAUGUUCCAUAUAUGUUUGUGCACAAAACCAUCCAGGAGUUUUUAGCAUCGUUGUAUAUUGCUAUGAAUCAGACAGAAAUGGAUACAAUUCUACACACACUACAUUUGGCGUAUUGUGAUGAAACGUAUAUUUUGGACAUAGGCCAGUUGUUCAUCUUUACGUGUGGAAUGUGUCCCCUGGCAGCUGAAAGAAUGUCGGAGCACAUCAAGGAUAUCAUCUCAUGUCACCUGGAAAGCAAACUACAGGAUACUUUAUCAGAAUUUUAUUUUCCAUCCAAAUUUUUGUAUGAAGCACAGCAGAUUAUAUUGAAUGGCUAUACUGAAGGCGAAGCAAAUGGACGGACGUGCGUUCAUCUCACGUUCAGUCAUAUCACAUAUGAACUUUCUUACAUAUUGCAAACGUGUCGACGAGAAGAAGUGUUCAAAACUUUAAUUGAUAUGAAUAAAUCAAAUAUUGUCAGCAUCGUAAAACCAUAUUCCUCAUCCGGAGAUUAUUUACAGGAAGUCAUUUCGCGUUCGAGAGAAACGUUGUCGUAUCUUACGCUCUCAGGUCAAGGAUACAUUGACCUACAUGGUCUAAAGCUCAAGUACUUUGCAUGUCGUGGAUAUAACGGUGUACAUAAUUUAGACUUUAGUAAUAUGGUGAAAUGUGAGUUACAAAUAGUGGAACCCUCGGAAGAAAGGGUCAUCUUCAAAUCGAUGUCAACAACUGGUGAAAACAUCAAAUUUCUUGUAAUUGAGAAAUGUACAUCAGUUGAUCUGCUCUGUACAUCUCUUACAAACAUGAGAAGCCUACACAGACUUACAUUAUUCAAUACAAAACUUGCGAAUACACCGUUGCACGAUUACCUUCCUGAAUCAAUCAGAGAAGUAAAAUUCUAUAAACCGAGCGUUUCCAAUCAAGUUAUUAGGUCGAUGUUGAAAUGGUCACAGUCACGGGACGUUUGCGUUAAAUGCAAAUUAAUAACCUGCAGUAUUUCAUAUCUGUCUUCAGAUGAGAUGAACGUGUUUCACUGGAUACAGCAGCAAGGCGGCAUUGUUAUUGAAUAUAUAUCCUCUAACGGUAUUUGCUGGAGCAGUCGUUGAUUUUCUAACAUUAACUACUAGUAUUCGAUACAUUACUGUGCUAACAAUGUGGUUAUCUAUGAAUAUAAAUUAUAUUAACCACUCUGUCAAACAACUUGCCACUCACCUUAGGAACUUUUAGACCAAUGUUUAACAAAAUUCUUACUUGUUCUAAUUUCGAUCUUAAACAGUACACAUUUCACAGUUUACGAAUUGGCGCUUGCACUCAAGCAGUCAUUUCUGGAAAGUCCGAACAGGAAAUCAUGUUAAUGGGGAGGUGGAAAUCCAAAGCUUACAGACGAUAUAUCCGUCUGCCUCAUGUCACCACAUAACUCCCAGAAUCUCAUUUCAUUUUCAGUCUUAUCAUCACCACAACUGAAACAUUUAACUGAAGGUAUUGGUUGUGUACCUUCAAGUUAUUUCUUUUCAUAUUUACUAUGGGCUUUUUGUGGAUCGGAUACAAUGUUCAUAUGAUGACAAUUGUGUAUAUACUAUUCCUUUGUGUGUGUGUAAUUACUAGUUAUCUUGGUUUCUUAUGGUGUUGAUUGCACUAAAAGUGUGCGUUAACAUGUGAACCAAUGCUAACCAACUGUAAAUACCUGUACAUAAAGCUUGUGUUUUUUUAUUGAGUAUCUUAUCUUAGAGGUCAAAUUCAUUUUCUGUUGUGUAUAUUGUUCAUGUUCAACAGCUUUUUACUACUUGUAUCUGCAUUGCAAACCCAUGUGUGUUUUACUUCCGCAUUAAAAUUGUCUGUAUUAUUAUUUUCAAUCAUUGCGGGACCAUACCACAUUUUAUAAUCAACUAUGUUAACUUGCUUGUACAUACAUAUAUCAUUACUAGAUGUUGUCUUAAUACUUUUUUUCAGUUAUAAUUUACAUGUAUUCUCUAUGGAAUUAUGUUCCAAAUAUACUGUCAUUGUCUCACUCGAAUUAUGUUUUACACAUACUGCCAUUGUCAGCUUGCGAUGUGCCAUGAAACCUUUUCACCUUGUGUCAUUUACCACUUAUUUUACUUACAUCAUGCCAGUUCUAUUGCAUUCUUAUGUUUUAUACGUUUUACUAGUUAGUAUUUUAUUUUACUUUUAUUUGUCAACUUUUGCAUUUUUUGCUUUUGUCUUACAUAAUGAAAUGCCAGACUGUUCAUGUAUAUAAUACUAUGCUCAACUUCCAUAUUUAUGCAUAAAUGGUUUGUCUGUAAUUUCCUGAUAUGAAACUUUCUAUAGGACUUGCGCUCUCCAUUUCCUUGGUUGGACUUGUUUGAGGACUUUGUUGUUCGUCCAACUUUAUGGGACAAUUUUGCCCAUUUUUGAUGGUUUAUUUACUUUAUUGCUUUUUGUUUACCAAUCAAUAAAUGCCGGUUGUCGCUUCUGCGCCAGCCCUUUUCAAAUCCACACAUUUGUUGUUUGGUUUCUAUGUCCCACAAAUGAACAAGGAAAUUUGGAGAGCGAAAAUAUAAAAUUAUAAUUUAUAAGACGCAGGAGUUAUAAAUUGAUUUAUAUUUAAAGCGUACUCACUCGCUACUUACUGCUUUGUAACCUUCUAAUUUAUACCGGAAGUAGCAUCACUUCAUCCGAACAAAGCAGAUUUCAUUGUGUCUGAAGCGCAAUUUUAACCACCAUCCCACCCCUUCCUCUUGCGUCGUUAGGAUUUUCAAUGUAUUUUUUACUGUGAUUUUACUGUGUUGUAAUUUCACUGUAUAAUGAUUACUUGCAUGCAUAAUAGACAUGCCACAGUGGUAUUAUGCCGAACUUUGUUGUUCGUCCAAUUUUAUGGACUUUGUUGUUCGUCCAACUUUAUUGGACAAUUUUGCCCAUUUUUGAUGGUUUAUUUACUUUAUUGCUUUUUGUUUACCAAUCAAUAAAUGCCGGUUGUCGCUUCUGCGCCAGCCAUUUUCAAAUCCACACAUUUGUUGUUUGGUUUCUAUGUCCCACAAAUGAACAAGGAAAUUUGGAGAGCGAAAAUAUAAAUUAUAUUAACAACAUGAUUGCUAGGGAUUAGAAUAUUUGUAGGACAAUAUAUGUGUUUUAAGGAUAAUUGUAUUGGAAAGGAGAGUGUGUGUAUUAAUUUUGAAAGUGCGUUGUUAUGCAUGAAGAAACUUCUUGCCCAAAGAAAUGGUUUGUUCGAGAAUGUGCGGUAUAUGCGUUAGAGAUUGAUACUAAUAUAUUCUUUAGAAGCGAACUACAUGUCGUUGUGAAUGAAUACUGUUUACACGCAAUACAAUGUAUAUAGCAUGCAGAUAUGGUAUUGUUCGUAGUGUCUUAUUAUUUAU
Dreissena polymorpha is the source of this 6431-nucleotide messenger RNA. RefSeq lists its product as uncharacterized. The transcript has 6 exons. NCBI's taxonomy places the organism in Eukaryota, Metazoa, Mollusca, Bivalvia, Myida, Dreissenidae. The record is from RefSeq and is a predicted model, not a curated record. Bases 2268 to 4184 code for a protein of 638 amino acids.